ACUAUUACUUGUGACAAGGGUUCUAAUAGUGAACAUUUGAAGCGCACACAUCUUCACGAUUUGGAGACUGAAAUAAUUUUUUAAGGAAAGUUGGAGACCUGGCAUAUCUGGAGUUUCAACAGCCCGUUCUUUUUCAAAGUUGUCAAGACACUCUUAUUUUCCAAAGGUCCCUAACACAUCGCAGGGUGUGUGCCACGUGCAUGCGUGCGUGUGCGCGGUGGCAAUCAACGCUGGUGGCCACUUUGCGCGGAGAAAGUACAUCGACCUCCAGCCUCCUUUCUCGCGUUCCUCACAUCUCACGUCUCCGGAGUUCUCGGUGUUGUUUUGUUGAAGGUGCCUGGCGACUCUUCCGAGCGGAACGCAACCUCCAUCCAGCACAGCGUUACCAGUGAGAGACGCGUUCCUGAGUCUCCGAUCAUUUUUCCCUCUGGAAAUAUUCUACGGUGGGUCUUUAUUGUUUUGAAUAAAAGCAACCACCCGUCAUGGACCUCAUCGGGUUGCUGAAGUCUCAGUUCCUGUGCCAUCUCGUCUUCUGUUACGUAUUUAUCGCCUCGGGGCUCAUAAUAAACACCAUUCAGCUCUUCACUCUCAUUCUUUGGCCAAUUAACAAGCAGCUCUUCAGGAAGGUCAACUGCCGCCUGUCUUACUGCAUCUCCAGCCAGCUGGUAAUGCUGCUGGAGUGGUGGUCGGGCACCGAGUGUAUCAUCCACACGGACCCCCAGGCCUACCCCCAGUUUGGGAAAGAAAACGCCAUCGUGGUUCUGAACCACAAGUUUGAGAUCGACUUUCUCUGCGGUUGGAGCCUGGCCGAGCGCUUUGGGGUUUUGGGGGGCUCCAAAGUGCUGGCCAAGAAGGAGCUGGCGUACGUGCCCAUCAUUGGCUGGAUGUGGUACUUCACGGAGAUGGUCUUCUGCACGCGCAAGUGGGAGCAGGACCGCAAGACCGUCUCCAAGAGCCUGCUCCACCUCCGGGAUUACCCCGAGAAGUACUUUUUCCUGAUUCACUGCGAGGGCACUCGGUUCACGGAGAAAAAGCACCAGAUCAGCAUGCAGGUGGCGCAGGCCAAGGGGCUGCCCAGCCUCAAGUACCACCUGCUGCCACGCACUAAGGGCUUCGCCAUCACCGUGAGGAGUUUGAGAAAUGUAGUUUCAGCUGUAUAUGACUGUACACUCAAUUUCAGAAAUAAUGAAAAUCCAACAUUGCUGGGAGUCCUAAAUGGAAAGAAAUACCACGCAGAUUUAUAUGUUAGGCGGAUUCCUCUAGAAGAAGUCCCAGAGGAUGAGGAAAAGUGUUCGGCCUGGCUCCACAAGCUUUACCAGGAAAAGGACGCCUUCCAGGAGGAGUACUACAGGACGGGCACCUUCCCGGAGACGCCCAUGGUGCCCCCACGCCGGCCCUGGACGCUCUUGAACUGGUUGUUCUGGGCCUCGCUGCUGCUGUACCCGUUCUUCCGGUUCCUCAUCAACAUGGUCAGCAGCGGGUCUUCCCUGACACUGGCCAGUUUUCUCCUUGUCUUCUUUGUGGCCUCCAUGGGCGUUCGAUGGAUGAUCGGUGUGACGGAAAUUGACAAGGGCUCUGCCUACGGCAACGUGGACAGCAAGCAGAAACAGAACGACUGACCCAGGACACGUGCCGUCCAAAGGGGACCUUGGGGAACUGGUGGACGCUGCCUGUCAUCCUUGCUGGGACCCAGUGACCAAGCUGGGUGAGCCCCUGCUGGGAACGCCGGGAGUUUGGGCUCAACGCCCCAGACAGGGAGGAAGAUAAGCUUCAAUAUUUUCUUCCCUAUGCUUUAGUGGGUUUCAGUUCUCCUCUCAUGUGAGUGUGUGUGUGUGUGUGUGUGCGUGCGUGCGCGGGCGAGAAAGAACACACAGAAGUGAGAAUGACGUGCUGCUGAGUGCGAGCCUUGUCCCGUGAUCAUUCAGAGGGUGUGUGAGGCGCAGGGGGCGGGCAGGGAUGGGGAACGAGGGGGAGCGUCCCCUUUCAUCCUUUGGUGCUGUUUUCUGUAACCCUGAUUGCCAGAGACAGAGUGAAAGGAGCGGUAGGUAA
Messenger RNA from Rhinolophus ferrumequinum (greater horseshoe bat), 2049 nucleotides. RefSeq names its product 1-acylglycerol-3-phosphate O-acyltransferase 4 (gene AGPAT4). NCBI's taxonomy places the organism in Eukaryota, Metazoa, Chordata, Mammalia, Chiroptera, Rhinolophidae. The record is from RefSeq and is a predicted model, not a curated record. The transcript is spliced from 9 exons. Gene Ontology annotation, cellular component: endomembrane system; mitochondrial outer membrane. Gene Ontology annotation, molecular function: 1-acylglycerol-3-phosphate O-acyltransferase activity. The coding region runs from base 483 to 1619 and encodes 378 amino acids.